AUGCAAAGGAUAAGCUCUGGAGACGACAAGUGGGAUCGAUCCCCAACAAAUGAAAAUUAUAAAUUGGGGUGUGCACAGCAGCAAGCAGCAGCAACGUAUCUCUUGCCUGGAAUCCGAGCCCCUUUACGACAGAGCCAGCUGCUGCUUAUAAUAUAUACAGGUAAAACUAGUGCUGCUGCAGCAGCAGCAGCAGCAGCAACAGCAGCAGCAGCAACAGCAGCAGCAGCAGCAGCAGCAACAGCAGCAGCAGCAGCAGCAACAGUAGCAGCAGUAGCAGCAGCAACAGUAGCAGCAGUAGCAGCAGCAACAGUAGCAGCAGCAGCAACAGCAACAGUAGCAGCAGUAGCAACAGCAACAGUAGCAACAGUAGCAGCAGCAAUAGAAGCAGCAGCAGCAGCAGUAGUAGUAAUAGUAGUAGUAGUAGUUAUAGUAGUAGUAGCAGCAGCAGCAGCAGCUGCUGCUGCUGCUGCUGCUGCUUUUGCUGCUGUAAUGGGGGUGGAGAUAAGCUGGGACGCGCCAGAAGAUACGGGGGGCCCCCCUAUAUCUUUUUAUCGGGUGUAUAGAGACGAUAGUUUCAUUGGUUCUGUUGCUGCUGCUGCUGCUCCUGCUGCUGCUGCUGCUGCUGCUGCUGCUCCUGCUGCUGCUGCUGCUGCUGCUGGGGGCCCCCUAACUUUUGUUGAUACGCAGCUGCAGCACGGAGAGACUUAUAAGUAUAACGUCGCUGCAUGCACCACACAUAUAGUAGAUGCUAAGCAGCAGCAGCUGCAGCAGCAGCAGCAGCAGCAGGAGCAGCAGCAGCAGGAGGAGGAGCAGCAGCAGCUGCAGCGGGAUGGAGAGAGGGAUUGCAGCAAUGGCAAUUGUGAUAGUUGCAGCAGCAGCAGCAGCAGCAGCAACAAUGACAGCAGCAGCAGCAGCUGCUGCAGCAGCAGUGAUAACAACAGCAGCAACAACGACAGCAGCAGCAGCUGCUGCAGCAGCAGUGACAAGAACAGCAGCAACAACGACAGCAGCAGCAACAACGACAGCAGCAGCAGCAGUAACAACGACAGCAGCAGCAGCAGCAACAACGACAGCAGCAGCAGCAGCAACAACGACAGCAGCAGCAGGCAGCGGGAUGGGGAGAGGGAUUGCAGCAAUGGCAAUUGUGAUAGUUGCAGCAGCAGCAGCAGCAGCAGCAGCAGCAGCAGCAGCAACAAUGACAGCAGCAGCAGCAGCUGCUGCAGCAGCAGUGACAACAACAGCAGCAACAACGACAGCAGCAGCAGCAACAACGACAGCAGCAGCAACAGCAACAACGACAGCAGCAGCAGCAGCAACAACGACAGCAGCAGCAGCAGCAACAACGACAGCAGCAGCAGCAGCUCAACAGCAUCAACAGCCGCAUCCCCUUCUUCUUCCUCUGCAACAGCAGCAGCAGCAGCAGCAGCAGCAGCAGCAGCAGCAUCUCCUGCUGCUGCUGCUGCUGUUGGGAUUUAA
Molecule: messenger RNA, 1476 nt
Organism: Eimeria mitis
Lineage: Eukaryota; Apicomplexa; Conoidasida; Eucoccidiorida; Eimeriidae
Exons: 6
Coding region: 1-1476 (491 amino acids)
Cellular component (GO): membrane
Molecular function (GO): protein binding; ice binding
Source: RefSeq, a predicted model, not a curated record